Rhinolophus ferrumequinum (greater horseshoe bat) is the source of this 1447-nucleotide messenger RNA. RefSeq names its product E2F transcription factor 5 (gene E2F5). Gene Ontology annotation, cellular component: RNA polymerase II transcription regulator complex. Gene Ontology annotation, molecular function: RNA polymerase II cis-regulatory region sequence-specific DNA binding; protein dimerization activity; DNA-binding transcription factor activity, RNA polymerase II-specific. Bases 1 to 996 code for a protein of 331 amino acids. The record is from RefSeq and is a predicted model, not a curated record. The transcript is spliced from 8 exons. NCBI's taxonomy places the organism in Eukaryota, Metazoa, Chordata, Mammalia, Chiroptera, Rhinolophidae. Gene Ontology annotation, biological process: regulation of transcription by RNA polymerase II.
AUGGCGGCGGCCGAGUCCGCGAGCUCGGGGCAGCCGGCGCCGCCGGGCCAGCCUCAGGGCCCGCGGCCGGCGCAGCUCGGGGGCCCGGCGGGCGGCAGCAGCCGGCACGAGAAGAGCCUGGGGCUGCUCACCAGCAAGUUCGUGUCGCUGCUGCAGGAGGCCAAAGACGGCGUGCUGGACCUCAAGGCGGCGGCAGACACUUUGGCUGUGAGGCAAAAGAGAAGAAUUUAUGAUAUCACCAAUGUCUUGGAAGGAAUUGACUUGAUUGAAAAAAAGUCAAAAAACAGUAUCCAAUGGAAAGGUGUAGGUGCUGGUUGUAACACUAAAGAGGUCAUAGACAGACUAAGAUGUCUUAAGGCUGAAAUUGAAGAUCUAGAACUGAAGGAAAGAGAGCUGGAUCAGCACAAGCUGUGGCUGCAGCAGAGCAUCCGAAAUGUGAUGGAGGACUCCGUCAACAAUAGGUUUUCCUAUGUGACUCACGAGGACAUCUGCAAUUGCUUUCACGGUGAUACCCUUUUGGCCAUUCAAGCACCGUCAGGAACACAGCUGGAGGUACCUAUUCCGGAAAUGGGUCAGAAUGGACAAAAGAAAUACCAGAUCAAUCUAAAGAGUCAUUCGGGACCCAUCCACGUGCUGCUUAUAAAUAAAGAGUCCAGUUCGUCCAAGCCUGUGGUUUUUCCUGUGCCCCCGCCCGACGACCUCACACAGCCUUCCUCUCAGCCCUCCACGCCCUUGAGUCCACAGAAGGCCAGCGCGGCCACUCAGAGUCUCCCUGAGCAGCACGCCUCGGAAAGAAGCCAGAGUCUGCAGCAGACAGCGGCCACAGACUUACCUGCAGCGGCAUCUGUUAGUGGAGAUAUCAUUGAUGAGUUAAUGUCUUCUGAUGUGUUUCCUCUCUUACGGCUUUCUCCUACCCCAGCAGACGACUACAACUUUAAUUUAGGUGAUAAUGAAGGAGUUUGUGAUCUCUUUGAUGUCCAGAUACUAAAUUAUUAGAUUCCAUGGAGACCUGGGACUGUUAUCUACCUCUAACUGUGUAACAUUUUAGACUUUUAAUAACCUAAGUAUUUAAAAUAAUGAAUGUAACACCUUUCUAGUUCACUGAUUCUGAAGUGUUCUUCCCUAGUUCUUUUUUUUACUUCACAAAAUUUCAACCAUAAAAACAAAGGGGAAAAGGUGAUUUAGUUCCCACCCCCACCCCCAAAUAAUUGCAUUCUGGAUUUUUCCAAGUCUGAAUCCUUCUGAUUUUUCCUCUUCAGAGAGGAAAGUUAAAGUAGACUUAAGGUCGCCAAAAAACAAAACUGUUGGCCAAGGACGCCUCACCUGUUUGUCUUACGUUUUUACUGCCACGAAACUGGCCAUGUUCGUGUGUGCUCCAGUGCAGACCCGCUCACUGCCACGUACAGAGUGAAGGGUGGGAACAGGAUCUGUUAACUCUCAGUGAACA